AUGCUCUCGACGCUACAACCCUCUGAUCAACCCGGCGCAUUCCAAGCCGGUCCUGGUGGACGAGUAAGUCGACCCGAUAAGGCCUCGUCGAUCAUGAAGUCAUUGCUCUUCAAGUCUCCAAGUUUCCAGAAACUCCAUACUGUGACUUUUUCAGUCCAUAUGACCAUGGAUGGUGCUCCUGGUAUCUUGGGGAUGUAUACUAGGGUGUGUUUUGGUCUGACCUUUGAUUUUAGACACCUCGAAGAACAGCGACACAUUCUUCUCUCGACCCCCAUUUUUGGCGAGCUCCUCUUCGAAAACAGCACGUCCGAUGCUCGCGAUCACUGUGCCAAUGAGCGCACCUUUCUCUCUUGGCUCCGUCUGUCUAUGUACCUCGCUAUUGUAUCCCUGGCUAUUAUCAUCUCCUUCCACUUCCGCGAGCAACCCACCGUUCUUGAGCGGCGUAUGGCUUUGCCCCUUGGCAUUAUCUUCUGGGUCCUCAGUCUGAUGUGUUUGGUUAAUGGGUUCGCUAACUAUGCCCGGACCGUCAUGAAGUAUAGUCGCAAGGCGGCGCUGGUGCAAAGUGGCUGGAAAACGCAGGUUGUUUUCACCGUGGUGGGGACUGUGAUCUUGGGGAGUUGUAUUUUGUUUCUGUCGACUGACCCGCAAUAA
Penicillium alfredii is the source of this 651-nucleotide messenger RNA. RefSeq names its product DUF202 domain-containing protein. The coding region runs from base 1 to 651 and encodes 216 amino acids. The transcript has a single exon. Lineage: Eukaryota; Fungi; Ascomycota; Eurotiomycetes; Eurotiales; Aspergillaceae. The record is from RefSeq and is a predicted model, not a curated record.